Spea bombifrons (plains spadefoot toad) is the source of this 1769-nucleotide messenger RNA. RefSeq names its product integrin subunit beta like 1 (gene ITGBL1). NCBI's taxonomy places the organism in Eukaryota, Metazoa, Chordata, Amphibia, Anura, Pelobatidae. The transcript has 11 exons. Gene Ontology annotation, molecular function: integrin binding. The coding region runs from base 272 to 1747 and encodes 491 amino acids. The record is from RefSeq and is a predicted model, not a curated record. Gene Ontology annotation, biological process: cell-matrix adhesion; integrin-mediated signaling pathway; cell adhesion mediated by integrin. Gene Ontology annotation, cellular component: integrin complex; cell surface; focal adhesion.
CAGGCUACUUUGUCGAAACAUCUGGACUUACAACUGUUUCUAAUUAUUUCACUGACUAGACUGUAAACCUAAGGGUUUGGCACAAGCUUUCCUCCUAGAGAGCUGCCCAAAUCCUUGCAGGCAGCUAAUCAAAGGCACUUUGCAGGGGUGUUUGAGCCGGUUUUGGCCAGCUUUGAGUUUUAAAGCUCUGGAGCGAAGCUACAGCUGGGGAAAGGAGUAUACCAAGGAAUGCUUAUACUGUGUGCCUGACUCUCGUCUGCUGGGUGUAAGCAUGUAUGCUGGAGUCUUGGUCAACUUGGUGUGGGCUUCCUCCUUCUUCAGCAUCGUAUCUGCUGUGCCACACAACCCGUCCAUAAACCUGAAGAAUUUACCCUCAUCACCUUCCUCAACCUGUAGUCUGAGCCCUGCUGCAUCAGAGAAUCGUUGCAAGUCCCCAGAUGGGUUAAUUUGCAGUGGCAGGGGCAAAUGUGAUUGUGGAGUAUGUUUGUGUGAAGUCAAAGAAGCUGGCAAGUACUACGGGCCACUAUGUGAGUGCCACGACUGGGUAUGUCAGACCUACGAUGGAGAAGUAUGUGCAGGACAUGGGACAUGUGAUUGUGGGAAGUGCAAGUGUCAUGCUGGCUGGUCUGGUGAAGCCUGUCAAUACCCGACAACAUGUGACCUGACCCGGAAGCAAAGCAAUGCGAUGUGCAAGAACUCUCAGGGCAUCGUUUGUUCUAACGCAGGUACUUGCCAAUGUGGAAGGUGUAAAUGUGAGAAUUCGGAAAGUAAUGAACUGAUUUAUGGAAAAUAUUGUGAAUGUGAUGAUAGAGAAUGCAUUGAUGAUGAAACCGAAGAGAUAUGUGGAGGCCAUGGGAAGUGUUACUGUGGAAACUGUUACUGUGAGGCUGGUUGGCAUGGAGAUAAAUGUGAAUUCCAGUGUGACAUAGCCCCAUGGGAGAUCAAGAAAAGAUGUACAGCUCCAGAUGGCAGAAUUUGCAGCAACAGAGGAACAUGCGUAUGCGGUGAAUGUACAUGUCAUGAUGUGGACCCUACUGGAGACUGGGGAGAUAUUCAUGGUGACACUUGUGAGUGUGAUGAAAGAAAUUGCAAGACAGUGUAUGACAGAUACUCAGACGACUUCUGUUCUGGUCAUGGUCAAUGUAACUGCGGCCGAUGCGACUGUAAGGAUGGAUGGACUGGACGGAAGUGUGAACACCCACGUUCCUGCCCGUUGUCAAUAGAACUAAGCAAGAAAAAGUGCCAGGGGACCUCCAGUCAGCCGUGUUCGGGACGUGGGAAAUGCGAAUGCGGUGUCUGCACAUGUUUCCCUCCAGGAGACAACAGGGUAUAUGGAAAAAACUGUGAGUGUGAUGAUCGGCAGUGUGAAGAUCUGGAGGGCACAGUCUGUGGAGGACACGGCACCUGCUCUUGUGGUCGAUGCAUUUGUGAGGAUGGAUGGUUUGGGAAACUUUGCCAACAUGCAAGGAAAUGUAAUAUGACAGAAGAGGAAAGCAAGAGCCUGUGUGAAUCAGCUGAUGGUGUAUUAUGUUCUGGAAAAGGUUCUUGUCACUGUGGAAAGUGUAUCUGUUCAGCCCAGGAUUGGUAUGUUUCCGGGGAAUUCUGUGAAUGUGACGACAGAGAAUGCGAUAAACAUGAUGGCCUUAUUUGCACAGGCAAUGGGAUAUGUAACUGCGGGAACUGUGAGUGCUGGGAAGGAUGGAACGGAAAUGCCUGUGAAAUAUGGCUUGGAAGUGAAUAUCCUUAAAGGCAUCAGAAGAAGAAAAUAA